Molecule: messenger RNA, 399 nt
Organism: Oppia nitens
Lineage: Eukaryota; Metazoa; Arthropoda; Arachnida; Sarcoptiformes; Oppiidae
Exons: 1
Coding region: 1-399 (132 amino acids)
Biological process (GO): dUMP biosynthetic process; dUTP catabolic process
Molecular function (GO): dUTP diphosphatase activity; magnesium ion binding
Source: RefSeq, a predicted model, not a curated record
AUGGAUUUUGGAUCGUGUCUUCCUACCAUAGGUACAUCAAAAAGCGCUGGAUUAGAUUUAUACUCAAAUGAGGAUAAAAUGAUAUUGCCAUCUCAACGAAAACUUGUUUCAACUGUAUUAAGCAUUUACAUGCCAAAUAAUUCAUUUGGCUUUAUUGCUCCAAGAAGUUCAUUAGCAGUAAAAGGGAUAGAUAUUGGAGCCGGAAUUGUAGAUUUUGAUUAUACUGGAAUUGUAAAAGUGUUGGUUAUUAACAACAGUAAAUUGGCUUUCAACAUUGCACCUGGAGAUCGUAUUGCCCAACUCAUAGUGUUACCAUACAAAAAGGUUACUCCAUAUAUUGGUUAUAUUCCACAGACUGAACGAGGAAAUGGUGGAUUUGGCUCAACUAAUGCUAUAUAA